Molecule: messenger RNA, 1113 nt
Organism: Babesia microti strain RI
Lineage: Eukaryota; Apicomplexa; Aconoidasida; Piroplasmida; Babesiidae
Product: conserved Plasmodium protein, unknown function
Exons: 4
Coding region: 1-1113 (370 amino acids)
Source: RefSeq, a predicted model, not a curated record
AUGUUGAAUUCAUACGGAGGCACAUUUGUAGGACUAAAACCAGUAACUGGGAAUACUGGCAAAAACGGAAACGAAUCACGUGUAGUCACUAUUAGGUUAGGGACAUUAAAACAUUUGAGCAUACCCAAAUUAGAAAAGCCGUGCAAACGCGAAUUUUUUAUUACAGCCGUUUUUGAUACCGAUAGUCUGGAGGAGAUAAUGGAACAUCAGAGAAACAGAAGUGUACUUAGACAAGGUGAGUUUGAAAAUGGCUAUUACACCUGCUCAUUCAACGAGCAUACCAUAAUCCUCCCUUGUAAGGGAAAGAAUUUUGUCAGAUUAUAUCUUAGUUGUAUAAGCACAAUUGAAGAGAAUGGAGAGAGAAAGAUAGUAUUAAAUGGGCUAUCGUACACAGAUGCUUAUAAGAUAUCAAAGUUGGAAAACUAUAGAGAAGAUAAAUCAUUAACUUUGGUAUCGGAUGCUGCAAUUGCUGUCAAGUCCAAUGGGAAUAAUACUGCAAUGGUAAAGCAGGGAAUUACUGGUGGCAUUUUAUCCUUUAAAAUUGAAACAAAACCAUCACUUGGUGUGUAUAUUCCAAGAGAUUUAAUCAAUAGUGUCAUGGAUGCAUAUAAAAAUGAAGGAGAAGUAUAUUCUCCAAGCAACUCCAAUAAAUUUGACGUAAAUAAGUUUAAUUCAAUGAGUAAUGAUAGGGCUAUUAACAAGUAUCUUGAAAAAAAUAAUGCCAAGGGGAACAAGAGCGAUACUCCUUCUGAAAGAAGUAUCAACGUUACAGAGGCAAAAAAGUUGUUUGAUAAGAAAACCGUAGAAUCUGUCAAACCUCCUAAGAGUACUACUCCAUCUGAGGGCGCGCCCAAAAUACCAGAGCCAAAAGUUGAAGAAUUAGCCGAUAAAUCCCCUUCCAGUUUAAAUGUUGAAGGCGAAAAAGCUGAAGAACCAAUAGCAUCUGAACCAACAGCCCCAAGAGAUGUAAUUCCAAUGGUCGAGGAAAAACAAAUUGAGAAGAUAGAAGAUAGCGUAGAAACUGAACAAAUAUCAACAGAAAUGGCAGCAUUAGAAAUUAAAGAUCAACAGAAUACGGAUAGGUCGGACAAAUCUGUCAAAUCAGUUUUAUGA